Molecule: messenger RNA, 2858 nt
Organism: Capsicum annuum
Lineage: Eukaryota; Viridiplantae; Streptophyta; Magnoliopsida; Solanales; Solanaceae
Product: ABC transporter G family member 1
Exons: 9
Coding region: 259-2475 (738 amino acids)
Cellular component (GO): membrane
Molecular function (GO): ATP binding; ABC-type transporter activity; ATP hydrolysis activity
Source: RefSeq, a predicted model, not a curated record
UCCCUUGGAAGCCAAUAUAGGAGUAUAUUUAAUUUUGGUCAACUGUUUCAUAGUACAACUAGAUACUGCUCCAACUUCCCAACCAUAUUCCUCUUUGACAUUAUAAAUAUCUAUCACCUUUCCACUCUAUUCCAUGCAUUCGCUUAACAAUAAUCCAAGUUAAUUAGUAUUUCUCUACCUUUCUCUUUCUCUCUUAAUUCUUAAUUUCUAUACAAAAUUUUGAGCAACUAUCACAAAAUCACACACAGAAAGAAGCAAAUGGAGAUGCAAUCUAAUUAUGUUCCGAGAUGGACGCCUAGUCCAAAUAGAUCACCUCAUAGACGUCAUGAAUCCGAGACAAAUGAAAGCAUUACAUCAGAAGAUAUUCCUUUUAACAACAUUAAUCCAACCAAAAAUUUCCCAUUUAGUAGUCAAACACCUCAUGUUGCAAUUGGUUCAGUUGGAGCACCAUCUCUAAGGGUUGAUUCUGAAAUAAAAAGGUCCUUAGAAGAGGAAAAUUAUUAUGAAGCACCACCACAAAUUAAUGUUCAUCCUAUGAUUAGUACUUAUAAUAUUACUAGUAAUUUUCGAUAUGAUGAUGUGCCUUUGAGUGGAAAGUUGUAUAAUGAAGGAAUUUAUUUAACAUGGAAGGACUUGUGGGUGACUGUACCAGACAAGAAAACUGGGAGGAGAGCUAUAUUACAAGGCCUUACUGGUUAUGUUCAACCUGGUGAAGUCUUGGCCAUUAUGGGCCCUUCUGGUUGUGGCAAAUCCACUCUUCUUGAUACACUAGCAGGGAGAUUGGACUCGAACACAAGACAAACAGGAGAAAUCCUCAUCAAUGGUCGUAGGCAAUCACUUGCUUUUGGCACUUCGGCAUACGUGACACAAGAUGACACGUUGAUGACGACACUGACAGUGCGAGAAGCAAUUUACUAUUCAGCCCAACUCCAACUCCCCAAUUCGAUGUCGAGAUCCGAGAAGAGAGAAAGGGCUGAAGCAACCAUAAGAGAAAUGGGUUUGCAAGAUGCAAUGAACACAAGAAUUGGUGGAUGGAGUGUUAAAGGGCUAAGUGGGGGACAAAAAAGAAGAGUUAGUAUUUGUAUUGAAAUACUAAAAAGGCCAAAACUCCUAUUUCUUGAUGAGCCAACAAGUGGGCUUGAUAGUGCUGCCUCUUAUCAUGUUAUGAAUAGAAUAGUUCAAUUGGCUAAACAAGAUGGAAGGACUGUUGUGGCUUCUAUUCAUCAGCCAAGUAGUGAAGUGUUUGAACUUUUCCAUAAUCUUUGCCUUUUGUCUUCUGGAAGGACUGUCUACUUUGGCUCCAUUUCUGCUGCAAAUGAGUAUUUUGCUUUGAACGGAUUCCCAUGUCCAACAAUGAGGAAUCCAUCUGAUCACUACCUAAGGACAAUCAACAAGGACUUUGAUAUUGAUAUCGAAAAAGGAGUUACGGGAAAAACCACUGCCACAGAAGCAAUCAACAUUCUUGUUAAGUCAUACAAGACCUCACAAGGUUGUCAACAAGUUCAACGCAGAGUUAUGGAAAUUUCCCAACAGAGUGGAGGAGAAGAGGCAAAGAAAGGAAAGCAAGCAAGUUUCAUUACUCAGUGUAUGGUUCUCACAAGGAGGUCCUUCGUGAACAUGUAUCGUGACCUUGGCUAUUACUGGCUUCGUUUUGCAAUUUAUAUUGCUUUGUGCUUGUGUGUUGGCACUAUUUUUCAUGACAUUGGCCACGACUUUGGCUCUAUUCAGGCUAGAGGAUCAAUGCUGAUGUUUGUUGCUGCCUUCUUAACCUUUAUGGCCAUUGGUGGAUUCCCUUCUUUUGUCGAAGAUAUGAAAAUUUUCACUCGAGAAAGAUUAAAUGGACACUAUGGUGUGGCUGCAUAUGUGGUGGGAAAUACAUUUUCUUCAAUUCCUUACCUUGUAUUAAUCUCAGUAGCGCCUGGCGCUAUGGCUUAUUACCUAGUCGGACUACAAAAGGGGUUCGAUCACUUCGCCUAUUUUGCAUUAAUGCUAUUUGCAACCAUGAUGUUAGUCGAAAGUCUCAUGAUGAUUGUAGCAAGCAUUGUCCCUGACUUUCUCAUGGGGAUUAUAACAGGAGCUGGAAUUCAAGGUGUUAUGAUGCUUAAUGGAGGUUUCUUCAGGUUGCCUGAUGAUCUUCCUAAGCCAUUUUGGAAGUAUCCAAUGUAUUACAUUGCAUUUCAUAAAUAUGCAAAUCAAGGAUUCUACAAGAAUGAAUUCUUGGGAUUGACUUUCCCUAAUGAGCAAAUUGGAGGGCCAUCCAUCAUAAGUGGUGAUGAGAUAUUGAGAAAUGUAUGGCAAGUGGAAAUGGGAUAUUCAAAAUGGGUGGAUGUUGCAAUAAUAUUUGGAAUGGUGAUACUCUACAGGUUCAUGUUUUUGGGAAUAAUUAAGACUGUUGAGAAAGUUAAGCCUAUGAUUAGAUCAUUUAUGGCUCGUUCUUCUAAGAAUCCAACUCAUGCAGAAGAUCCUGACUCUUGAAGAAAUAUUAUCAUAGAGAAGGAAUUAAUAACGAUGUGUUGAGAAGUUCAAUACCUUGAUCAAAAAGAUGCAUUGCUUUUGUGUUGAUUAUAUAUUUUGUUGCUGAUGUAAAAUGUGUACUAAAGUAUAUUAAUGAUAGCCAAAAGGGCUUUUUUUUAAUUAAAAAUUUCAAAAGGGGUACUUACUUUUGAAAAAAAUCAAAACGGACAAAACGCUGCGAGCCCAACGACUUACAAGUCGUUCGAGGCCCAGUGACUUGCAAGUGUUCACUGUUCACCUCCUCCUUUUUUUUUUUUUUUAUUGGAUUCAUGUAUAUUCAUUCCAUAUAUCAAUUAUUAGUGAACCUUUAUAUAUGAUCUAUACAAGUGUUAACUGUUCGCCUC